Elaeis guineensis (African oil palm) is the source of this 1536-nucleotide messenger RNA. RefSeq names its product probable protein phosphatase 2C 78. NCBI's taxonomy places the organism in Eukaryota, Viridiplantae, Streptophyta, Magnoliopsida, Arecales, Arecaceae. The record is from RefSeq and is a predicted model, not a curated record. Gene Ontology annotation, molecular function: cation binding; protein serine/threonine phosphatase activity. Gene Ontology annotation, biological process: protein dephosphorylation.
UUCCGGUCCGGUCUUUUCCUUCUUAACGCGUUGUCUACGCUCUCCGCCACUUUGCUCCCUCUCCCGAGUCUUAUCGGCCCGGCCGGCGAAGAAUCCCAAGACGAAGGAGGCCAGAAAACCUGCGAGGACGCGAUGCUGCGAGCGUGCUGCCGGCCGCUGGAGCGGUGCUUCCGGUGGCCCGGCGCCGCCGGCGGGGGAGACGGGCUCCUCUGGCACUUGGAUCUGAAGCCUCACGCCUCCGGCGACUUCUCCAUCGCAGUCGUCCAGGCCAACUCCUCCCUGGAGGACCAGGGCCAGGUCCUCACCUCCCCCUCCGCCACCUUCGUCGGCGUCUUCGACGGGCACGGCGGCCCCGAGGCCUCCCGCUUCGUCAACAACCAUCUCUUCCCCCACCUCCACAAGUUCGCGUCGGAGCAAGGGGGGAUCUCGGCGGAGGUGAUAAGGAAGGCGUUCGACGCGACGGAGGAGGAGUUCUUGCACCUGGUGAAGCGGUCGUGGCCGUCGCGGCCGCAGAUCGCGUCGGUGGGAUCGUGCUGCCUCGUGGGAGCGAUCGCCGACGACGUGCUCUACGUGGCGAACCUGGGCGACUCGCGGGCGGUGCUCGGCCGGCGGGGGCCCGACGGGAAGGCCGUGGUGGCGGAGCGGCUGUCGAGGGACCACAACGUCGCCGAGGAGGAGGUCAGGAAGGAGCUCGCGGAGCUCCACCCGGAUGACUCCCACAUCGUGGUCUAUAAUCGAGGGGUCUGGCGGAUUAAGGGGAUCAUUCAGGUAUCAAGAUCUAUUGGCGAUGUCUACCUGAAGAAACCUGAUUUCUGUAGGGAUCCAUUAUUCCAGCAAUUUGUUUGUCCUAUUCCUCUGAAACGACCCGUCAUGACCGCAGAGCCUUCAAUUAAGACACAUAAGCUGGGACCGCAAGACUUAUUUUUGAUAUUUGCAUCAGAUGGCCUCUGGGAGCAGUUAAGUGAUGAAGUUGCCGUUGAUAUGGUCUUCAAGAACCCCAGAUCGGGAAUAGCAAGGCGAUUAGUGAAAGCGGCCCUCAACGAGGCUGCAAAGAAAAGGGAAAUGAGGUAUGAUGACCUUAAAAAAAUAGAGAAGGGAACAAGGCGCCACAUCCAUGAUGACAUUACUGUCAUAGUGAUCUAUCUUGAUCAGUGCCGAGGGGCAUCCAGAUCUGAUGGCAGCAUUCUUGACUGCACAUAUGCACCGGCCGAUAUUUUCUCCCUAAAUGCUGAAUUGGCGUAACCUUCUUGAUCCAUCCUCUGACUGAAGGCCACUAGAAGGUAAUUCGGCCAAGAGUAGAUACGCUGACCGUCCUCUGAACAAGAGUUAAUUUUAUGACAAGCAUACAUAGGUAUAACAAAUUGAGUUAUUACCAUGUAUGAGUUCUGCAAAGCUUCCUAUUUAAAAGAAAAGAAAUAGCAUGGUUGAGUUGUUUUUUCAAAUAAGAGUUACGAAGGAAUGGUGUAAAUAGUGGAUUUGCCGAGAGUUGUUGAUAUAUAUUAAUUCUAUUUAAAACACUUUUAUCAUUGGCUUCCA